AAUCUUCUCUUAUUCCAGGCGACUGCUUGCUUCACUGCAAUGGACAUGAUGCAAUAUCAUAGUAAUACCUGAGUGUUUAUCUCUGUUCAGCCAUGAAAGAGACAAUCUGCACAAACACCACUUCUGCAGCAUACACAGAUCACACCCAAGGCCAGCGUUCAGCUCGCCCGUAUGAUGACAUCUCUACUUCUUUCUCCACGUUUUUUCUUUCACUUGUCUUCAGCCUCAUGCGAAAUGCGUACAGAGUCGUAGCGUUAAAGUUUUAUGUGUGUAAUGCAGAAUGUCGGUGAACCCCCCCAGCAGUAACGAUGCCUGCCUCAGCAUCGUGCACAGCCUCAUGUGCCACCGACAAGGCGGCGAGAACGAAGGCUUCGCCAAGAGAGCCAUCGAGAGCCUGGUCAAGAAACUGAAGGAGAAGAAGGAUGAGCUGGACUCGCUCAUCACCGCCAUCACCACCAACGGCGUCCAUCCCAGCAAGUGCGUCACCAUCCAGAGGACACUAGAUGGAAGACUUCAGGUGGCUGGACGGAAAGGUUUCCCCCACGUGAUCUACGCUCGUCUAUGGCGCUGGCCGGACCUUCACAAAAAUGAGCUGAAGCACGUCAAGUUCUGCCAGUACGCCUUCGACUUAAAGUAUGACAACGUCUGUGUGAAUCCGUAUCACUACGAGAGAGUCGUGUCUCCCGGCAUCGUUGGCCUCAGCCUACAGAACACAGCUCCGUCUGGCAGGCUGAUUAAAGAGGAAUACACCCACGACUGCGUUCAGAUGGACGUUCCUCCUGGUUUGCCUCCACAGUCAGACCACCAGGGGGCGAUGAAGCUUCCUGCACCGGAGCAUUACCCCCCACCCCUGCCACCGUUACAGAUGCCCCCUGAAGCGGCACGGUGCCCUCCGCCUGCCAACCUCUACCCCAACAUGCCCCUCUCUCCAACCGCAUCUGGCUCAAUGAUGCCCAUGCAGGGUGGUCACAGCGAAGGUCUCUUGCAGAUCGCAUCCCCUCAGGCUCAGGUCAUGACCCCAACCCCUCCUCCUUCGACGCCCCCUCAGGCCCCGCCCACUCAGAACGGCUACAACGGCUCCAAACACACACAGACACAGGGCUCUUUUCAUACUACUUGGACGGGAAGCAGCACGGCCUCUUACACUCCUAUAGGACGCCAACAGAGCAGCCGUGCCCACCAGCCUCCUCUCCACCACCCCCACUACUGGUCUCAGCAUCACAGUUCAUCAUCGUUCCCUCCGCCAGUCUCCAACCAUCCAGGGCCAGAAUUCUGGUGCUCCAUCUCGUAUUUUGAGAUGGACGUUCAGGUCGGUGAGAUGUUUAAAGUGUUGUCCAGUUGUCCUGUGGUGACGGUGGAUGGCUACGUGGAUCCGUCUGGAGGAGAUCGUUUCUGCCUCGGGCAGCUCAGUAACGUUCACCGUACUGAGGCCAGUGAAAGGGCCAGGUUACACAUCGGUAAAGGUGUGCAGCUGGAGUGUCGAGGUGAGGGCGACGUGUGGAUGCGAUGUCUGAGUGAUCAUGCCGUCUUUGUUCAGAGCUACUACCUGGACAGAGAGGCAGGACGAGCGCCAGGGGAUGCUGUUCACAAAAUCUACCCAGGAGCCUACAUCAAGGUGUUUGAUCUGCGUCAGUGCCAUCGGCAGAUGCAGCAGCAGGCGGCCACGGCUCAGGCAGCAGCUGCGGCUCAGGCAGCCGCCGUGGCAGGGAACAUUCCGGGUCCAGGGAGCGUCGGGGGCAUCGCUCCUGCAAUCAGUCUGUCAGCAGCUGCAGGGAUCGGCGUGGACGACCUGCGCAGGUUGUGUAUCCUGCGUCUGAGUUUUGUGAAGGGCUGGGGACCCGAUUACCCGCGCCACAGCAUCACACACACACCCUGCUGGGUGGAGGUACAUCUCCACCGUGCCCUGCAGCUGCUGGAUGAGGUGCUACACACCAUGCCUCUGGCAGACCCUGGACCUUCUAACUGAGAGCAGGGAGAGAUAACCACACACACACACACACACACACACACACACACUCACACACACACACAGAGCAGUAACACAGAAAGUCUCUGUUUCAGUACUGUUUCUAACGCAUCCUGGUUAACUUUCCCUCAAACUCUGAAAAUAUCAAUAAUCUAUUGGUUAUUUGUGAAUCUGUUCUUUUAACAUUUCAAACACAUGACGAUGUUGGUGGACGUUAAGAAAUUCUAGACAUUAAAGCUAACUAUACAGCUAGAUCAUCACAAAGUCUUAAAUACAGACAACGUAAAGGUUACAAUCCCAUCAGGAACCUCAACAUUUACCUCAGAUGUGCUGGUUACUUACUGAUAAAAUACUGCACGUAGCUAAAACGACACUUUAAUCAGACUUAGCAUCAACAACAGAGCUUUUACUGAAACGUCAACAUCGCGUCACAACGUCAAACGUUCGGAGCCAUCAGAGACUUUUAAAAUAGUGAAUACCACAAAAUUGGUCAGUUUAUAGCGACUCAUGGUGUAAACACAGACAACAUGAUCCUCUUCUACUUAACACAAGAUGACACGAGUCAAAUCUGCUAGCAAUACGGACGAUCGCCUCAGACGACAAGAUAAACGACCGAACGCAGACCUUUUUAUGAUUAAAACGAUACUACAAACGAGUUUAUUGAUAAGAUGUGAGACGGCUUUUUAAAGAGCUAGCGUUCUGACUCCCUGGUACCUGAAACUUAGCAUGCCGUUAGCUAGCUUGCUACCGUAGCUUGCUGAAUGAGCUAAUAAAUUUAGAUUACAAACUGAACAACGUAUUUGAACAUCUUAUUGUCACCAUCGAAGCUUUUUUAGCUUUUUAGCUUUUGAGUUUUUGCAUGAGUCCGUCUUCUGACGUCUACGUUCAGGUUAAAUCCAAAAACGAAACCGAUCGUUUAAUUUGGUUCCUUUUUGGAAGAAUCUUUGAAUAUUUUAUAUAGAAAAGAAAGUUUUUCUUUCUCAAGCCCUAUUCGGACGGGAUUAGUUUUACGUGGGGACGUGGGGGUAAAGUAAUUAUUACCAGAGCUUCUCUGUGAUUUUAGUCCCGUCCGAAUGUGCCAUCUCUGUAAUCAUUACGGACAAUGUCAGUAAAGAUUACGGCGACUUUUACCUUCUGUAAAAAGGUCCGGAAAAAUGACCUCAGGUAAUACUAAUCCCGUCCGAAUAGACCCGCUGUAAAUAUGUACGGUAAAAUUCCGUCAUUUCCUGUUUAAAAGUAGUUUUUGGCGCGUUUUGCAAGCAUGGAGGCGCCAUGUUGUCUGUUUGCGCACGUGAUAACAGGAAGCAACGUCAUACGCACAUGACGACAAGGAGGUUACUGUGGUGCGUAAAGCGAGUUACCCCUCCCACUUCUGCUAGUUUUACUGAGAUGUCUUGUCCCGUGCGAAUUGGCCAAUUUAUAUUACAGACGUCCUGAGGUAAAAUUGCAUUACUCCACGUCCCCACGUAAAACUAAUCCCGUCCGAAUAGGGCUUUAGAGAGAGAGAGAGAGAGAGAGCGAGACAGAGAGAGUGGGUCGAUCAGAACUCCUUUAGGAAUAGAAGAGGAACGCUCUUCAGUCAAGGGGGAAUUGGUAUGAGGGCAAGUCACUAAGGGUGUGUUAAUGACAGUACUGUAACGUAGCCUUACUGUUUAUCGUUCAUCAGAUUCGCAAAUGCAAUCUAUGGACUUGAUCCAUAGGGAUGGAAUGUACUUUUUAGCAGAAUAGCUGUAUGUAUUUAAUUUAGCACUGCCUCUCUUCUGAUUAAUGCAAGUUUCCUCUAGGCAUGUGCCGAUGAUCAGUUAUAGAUCACGGACUGUGUAUUGUUAUAGAAGACUACCCCUGUGUUCCACUCAGGAGGAGGCUGCCCAGGUACGCCACAUCACAGGGACCGUAAAAGCAAAGUAAAACUCGUCCCACUCACAAGGCAGCAUUCUUUCCUUCAGUUUUUUUUUAAUUUUUUUUUGUAAAGACUCGUGUUUUUUUUUUUAAACGGAUAAUUGUGAUAAUGUUAUAAACUGCAAUAAAAGGUUAGUCGGUUAUUACGAUACGUGAAUUUGAUAUCGGCACAUGUCUAGCUUUCACAGGGUUUAGUUCAGGGAAAUAGCUUUACUGCCCGUACACUCUCCGAAAACAAGAGGUACUAAACUGUAUCCUUCCUUGUCACUGAAUUUUUACCCGGGAUGGUGCAUGAAGUGGACCUUUAAAGAUGUAUAUCGUCGCUGUCAGGCGGAAUCCUCGUAUCUCCAAAACCGUUAUUUUUCAGGUAAAUGAAAAAAACGCUGUACCUUAUCUGCAGUUCACAGGGUUUAGUCCGAGUUGCAGUGGAUUGUCUUGCGCUAAAUUCCUGUCCUCAGACGAGCACCAGAACUAGCGGGGGUCAAGAUUUUUUUUUCUUUGAGCCCAGUGUUUUGAAGACAUUUACCUCAGAAGAUGUGUUGAUUCGUUGCGACUCUUCUUGAGGAGAAAUAUGCCGCGAAGCUCUCCCGUCGAGUGAGGAAGAGGUGGACAGUUGAAGUGUCCAAUGGAGUUAUGAGAUUUGCGCUCAAGCUAUUUUCAAGACUUUAGAUUGGUUAAUAACAGACUGGUAAAUAACAGACCCACGUGGGGACUGACCAAUAGCAUCGAUAUGUGAAAAAAUAUGAAAUUGACCAAAUGUGGACAUACGAGGUUUCCGCCCGACAGCGACGAUAUGUAGAUGUACUUAAAUCAGUGGUGGUUUAGGGGUUAGCAUGACUGCCUCGCACCUCCGGGGUUGGGGACUGAUUACUGUUUCCACCCUGUGAGUUUGGAUGUUCUCCCAGUGAGUCAGGGGUUUCCUCUGGGUACUCUGGUUUCCUCCCCUCAGUCCAAGGACAUGCGAUAUAGACUGAUUGGCAUUUUUAAAAAUUGUUUGGAGUGUGUGCAUGUGUGUGUGUGUGUGUGUGUGAUUGUGCCCUGUUUGGCUUGGCACCCUGUCCAGGGUCUCCUCUGCUUUGUUCCCCUCCAAAGUUUUAUCUUUUAGACUCAUUGUGAUCUUUUCCAUUGCACUGAAGGUUAGAUAAAUAAAUAAAUAAAUAAAUAAAUACAGGGGAAGUCGUGGCCUAAUGGUUAGAGAGUCUGACUCCUAACCCUAAGGUUGUGGGUUCGAGUCUCGGGCCAGCCACGACUGAGGUGCCCUUGAGCAAGGCACCGAACCCCCCAACUGCUCCCCGGGCGCCGCAGCAUAAAUGGCUGCCCACUUCUCCGGGUGUGUGUUCACUGCUGUGUGUGUGUUCACUGCUGUGUGUGUGCACUUUGGAUGGGGUAAACACAGAGAACAAAUUCUGAGUAUGGGUCACCGCACUUAGCCGUAUGUCACGUCACUUUCACCUUUCAGUAGCCACAAGGGUCACGUUCAGUAAGAAGGAAAGGAACAGUUUAGUACUUUCUUUUUUGAGAGUAUGCACUGGUCCAGAUUUGCACACGGUUGAAUUAAAGUAAUAAUAAUACAGAACAAUAUUCACUAAUACAGAAUGAUCGACUCACACACACACACACACACACACACACACACACACACACACACACACACGACUUCUGCAGGUUUGUUAUGUGCGUGAUAACUCUGCGUGCUCCUCAGAAGCCAGCUCCUUGAGGCCAAACUGUUCAGGAACUCACUUUAGACGAAAAACAGAACAGACCUCGAAACCCAAACUCUCACUAUAUCUGUGUUUUGUGUUCCUCUGUGUGUGUGUGUGUGUGUGUGUGUGCGUGUGCGUUUGGAAGCCACCUCCACUUCCCGUGCUCGUCCCGAGUGCGUCCGACGAUCCGUACGAGCGCUGCCUUCGAGCUCUUUUAUUUUCAUAAGAAAAAAAGAAGAAAAAAAGAAAAGAAACAUUUGUUCAGCUUUAAAAUGGUGGUGUUGGUAUUUGUGGUGCUGCAGUAUGGUGUUUGUGAGCAAAUCAUCUGCCAUGUGGUGUACACCAAAGCCUCAGAAUACCUCAUCGUAACGGAGCACGGACCCACGGAUUUAUGUUUUAAGCCAAAAAAAAAAAAAACGGGACAUUAUUUGGAGUCUUCACUGCACCUCAUGCUGUUGUAUUAAGUGAAAAGGGAAAAUAGGACCAUAACUCAUCUAGUAACUGAAUUUCAGCAAUGUUUAUUUUUUGCUUCAGGACAUUUAGAGGACAUUUAUUUACGUUUCCUGACUCUGCACUGGUUUAAUAGGAAAUCCUAAUAACGCUAACAUGCAGGAAUAAUAAGGAGUAAAUAUCAUCACGAUACAUGAUACGAAUUCCCACCAAAAAAUGUGAAGCCAUAAUCUGAAUAUUUGUAUAUUAACAAGAUUUUUGCUUCUAAAACAAACAACAAAAAAGUUCCUUCUUACCGUCGACAGCUACAGAGCUGUUUAAACUCUUAUCAUUACAUUAAUAUGUCGCAAUAUCACCCAACCAUGAUACCAGGAAAGUGUAUUCAUUAAUGUUCCAGCUAUUUCAUGGUAUAUUGUUGUACCUCUAUAUUGUACCAAAUGCUUUUUUUUUUUUUUAUCUAGUCACCUCUUAGUAUUAAAGCCUAGAUCACGUCCUCCGUCUCCUGAUCUACCUUCUGAAACCUACCUAUCUUCUUACGGAGGUUUCUCGAUUUCUCUGUACACGAUUCAUCUUCGGUCAGAUUCCAGCUCUUCAGCAGUCGGACCGGGUGCGUAGGAUUUGUGCAGGAAAGGGAAUAAAUUGGAGGAAUUUUCAUCCUUUGAUUAUUAAUAAAUAAUUAAUAAAAUACACUAUUGUAAAUACAUCACAGUGAGUAUUAAGUAAAAGUAUUGUAUGUGCUCACGUAUACUGUAUGCAUUCAUAAUAAAGGAAGUGUUUAACGGUUAUGCACUAAAGACGUGGACGGGUGAGACGAGAUCGCAUGUAUUCACAGACCACUGUUACUAUAUGUAAUGUUUUGUUUUUUUUGUUUGUUUUUGGGGGGGCUUUAUAUUAUUCGUGCCUUUUUCUCUGGUGUCGUUUUUACGUUGGAGGAUUUAAGUUCGGUGAGUUAGCCAUGUGCCGAAAAUUUGUAAAAUGUUUAAAACAGUAUUGUUACGGUAAUGUGGACAUCAAUAUAAUAUAAUAUAAUAUAAUAUAAUAUAAUAUAAUAUAAUAUAAUAUAAUAUAAUGUAAUGUAAUACUCAGCCUUCUGUCCUAUUCAGAAGGCAGUUACAGGUGCAGUCACUGAGUUUUAAAUCAAGAGACUUUAAGAAGCUCUGAUAAAUUCCCCUCACAUUUCUUUAAUAGGGGGGACACGGUGGCUUAGUGGUUAGCACGUUCGCCUCACACCUCCAGGGUCGGGGUUCGAUUCCCGCCUCCGCCUUGUGUGUGUGGAGUUUGCAUGUUCUCCCCGUGCCUCGGGGGUUUCCUCCGGGUACUCCGGUUUCCUCCCCUGGUCCAAAGACAUGCAUGGUAGGUUGAUUGGCAUCUCUGGAAAAUUGUCCGUAGUGUGUGAGUGAAUGAAAGUGUGUGUGUGUGUGCCCUGCGAUGGGUUGGCACUCCGUCCAGGGUGUUUCCUGCCUUGAUGCCCGAUGACGCCUGAGAUAGGCACAGGCUCCCCGUGACCCGAGGUACUUUGGAUAAGCGGUAGAAGAUGAAUGAAUGAAUGAAUGAAUGAAUUUCUUUAAUAAACUAUGUAGAUAAGAAUCUCUCAUCUCUACAUAGCCCCAGAUUCUAAAAACGUGAGAAAAAUAAACACAAUAUAGACCGCAGACAUCAAACCGAUCAGGAUAAGGAGGCGUCUCUCGCUCAGUUAUAAAAUUGCGUUAGGAUUAACUGUAUGUUCAAGUCCUUCUGGGAAGUUUGGAUUUCUGAGUUGGGAAGUCUACGAUCGUUUAUUUUACAUAUAUAAUAGUAUCGCGUACGACGAAGCUGCUUACGAAAUGUUAGCUGGCUUGUAAAGUGGUUUUGUUAGAUCGGUCGCUUUGCCUUCAUUUGGUUAAUGCUACUCAAUAGUUUUUAUUAAAGUUAGAUUAUAAAGUAACAUGAUGCUUAUUACAUUGUUAUUACAUUAACAAAGUUAGCUAGGCGCGAAGAGGCUCUGUUACUGAAUGAACGUACCGUGAGACACAUCAGGGGUUUUAUUUGCUUAUAAAAUGAGAACCGCGAGACCUGCACAUUUUACAGAUUGUCUAUAAUAUUGUUUAACAAUUUAAACAAUGGUAAGAUGUCAUACGAUGUCAGUUAUCUGUCCACGUUAUCAUGUGAUGUCGAUCGGCGCAUGUCUAAUAUCUGUUAGGUGACGUUUUAUUUGAUUUCAUUGUAUUUAAUGGUUUUGUUUGCAGCGAUUAGGAAACCCUUACUAUGUCUGGAAUGUAUCUUCUCUUCAGUUACAGAGAGAUUUCAGGUUUCAUGAUGGAUGCAAGAGUUCGGGGUUUGAUAUGACGCAGGCUCAGGUCGCACAGAGAACUCCGAGCCUCUGUGAGCUUAAAUACAGCUCAGCUCUUUACAAUGAUUCUGCCUUUUAUUUCAGCAUCAUUUCAUACAUGACUUUAGAUGUCUUCUGGUUGGAUUCAAACCUGAACUUCAACCUGAACUUUUACUCCAGAUCAGAUCACAGGGAAUCGAUUGCUCCUCUGUCAAAACCAACCCCCAUCCUCGACCCCAUUUCCAGCCACAACAACCCCAUCCCUCCAUCCCCCCAUCCCCCGACCAUCCUGGCGCCAAAAGUCCAUUCGGCUCUGCUUGAACUUGUACAUAACAUUUACUACACGAGCUAUUGGUGAAUUAAAAUAGUGAUUUUAAGCAUCUGUUAUAAAGUUAGAAAUAGAGUUUAGUUUUGCUACUGCAUAGCUUGCUAAUUACUGUAGCGCAGAAACAAACGUCUUAGUCCGAACCCGUCAAGCCGCGACCGCUUUAGACAACAUCUUCGUUCUGCUUCAAGGUGAAACGAAGGUCGGCGUCUUCUACAGUCGUCACCAUUAUGUAAAAGUAGGUUUAUUUCUAACACCUCGUGCCAUUACUCCUACAAUAUAUUUGGUGUUCUGUUGUAACUUAUCUGAGAAUAGAACCUUUCCUUUAGUCAUGGUUCAUCAGGACAAACUAAAAAAGCGCUUGUCCCCUGUUUGCCUCUGAUGCUUAAUGAAGUUAUAAAAUACAUGAUGAAAUCAUGUUUCAGUAACAUGACAAUCAGUGAACUGGAGAAAUUGAAUCUAAAAGCAUUCCACGUGUUUCUUACAAAGUAUUUAUCAGUAUGUUACCAGUAUGCUAAUGUGAAAACUGGACUAUUUUAUUGAUAUUGUUCUUUCAGUUAUUGUUGUAAUUAGAAUAAUUUUAUUGUUGAACGACGUUCAGCUCCUGUAUGUUGACUGUACACCAAAGUUAAGUAAA
Messenger RNA from Tachysurus vachellii, 9288 nucleotides. RefSeq names its product SMAD family member 10a (gene smad10a). The record is from RefSeq and is a predicted model, not a curated record. Bases 281 to 1966 code for a protein of 561 amino acids. The transcript has 12 exons. Gene Ontology annotation, molecular function: I-SMAD binding; DNA-binding transcription factor activity, RNA polymerase II-specific; RNA polymerase II cis-regulatory region sequence-specific DNA binding. Gene Ontology annotation, biological process: anatomical structure morphogenesis; BMP signaling pathway; transforming growth factor beta receptor signaling pathway. Gene Ontology annotation, cellular component: heteromeric SMAD protein complex. NCBI's taxonomy places the organism in Eukaryota, Metazoa, Chordata, Actinopteri, Siluriformes, Bagridae.